UUUAUUUUGAAGGUUCUGCCCGGAAGUUGUUACAGAAAACAGGAAGCAGUCGCUGCAGACAAGCCUCUUUGAACUUUGCUGAUUGGUCCAGAGCUGCACUGCGACUCAGGUCAAAAUGUCACCAGCACGGCCGCCACCACUAGUCACGGGCAUCUCACCAAAGGAGGGACCAGCAUGGACCAAAGUGACCAUUCGUGGAGAGAACCUGGGCACAGGCCCAGCUGAUCUCAUUGGCCUGUCCAUCUGCGGCCAUAACUGCAUGCUGACAGCAGAGUGGAUGUCGGCCAGCAAAAUAGUGUGCCGUGUGGGGCCUGCCAAAGAUGACAAGGGAGAAAUCAUCGUCACCACAAAGUCCGGAGGCCUCGGCACCUCGACCGUCUCAUUUAAACUGCUCAGGCCAGAGAGGAUUGGUAUCCUGGAGCAGUCCGCCGUGUGGGUGGACGAGGUGAACUACGACAUGAGGACGAACCGCAACAAAGGAAUCUCCCCCUUCUCUCUGCGUCCCAGCAAUCCACUGGGCAUCGAGAUGGACAAGGGCAAAGUUCCACAGAAAGACCUGGAGCAGAUAUUUCCUGGAAUGAGUGGAGACUUCACCAGUGAGAACUUCUCUGCCUCCUGGUACCUUAUAGAGAACCACGCAGGCUCCGGAUUUGAGCAGCUGAAGAUUGCAGCCAGUAACCUGAAGAAGCAAGCGACUAAGAAAAACGAGGGAAGCCUGGCCUAUGUGAAAGGAGGCCUCAGCACAUUCUUUGAGGCUCAGGACGCUCUGGCAGCGAUCCACCAGAGACUGGAAUCGGAUGGAACAGAGAAAGUUGAGGGAUCGAUGACCCAGCGACUGGAAAACAUCCUAAAUCGAGCGAGUGAUACCGCAGAUACUCUCUUCCAGGAGGUCCUCGGACGGAAAGACAAGGCUGACUCCACACGCAAUGCGCUCAACGUGCUGCAGCGGUUCAAGUUUCUCUUCAACCUGCCGCUCAACAUAGAACGCAACAUUCAGAAGGGAGAUUACGACGUGGUGAUCAAUGACUACGAGAAAGCCAAAUCUCUUUUUGGAAAUACUGAAGUUGCAGUUUUCAAGAAAGUUUAUGCUGAGGUUGAGACCAGAAUCGAAGCACUGAGAAAUCUCCUGUUGGAAAAACUGCUGGAGACGCCGUCGACUCUUCACGACCAAAAGAGAUACAUCAGGUACCUUUCAGACCUGCAUGCCCCAGGGGACCCAGCCUGGCAGUGUAUCUACGCUCAACACAAGUGGAUCCUGCAGCUGAUGCAAAACUGCAGAGAUGAGUUCAUCAGCGGCGGAAGAGUGGGUGCCGGCGCUCUGGAUCUGGAGGGGGAUACCCGUCUGGCGGCGCUCGGCAGGCUCGGCCACUCCGCGUCUCUGAAAAGAGGGGGCAGUUUGCGGUCGGCGCGGCCCAGCACGUGGCGCUUUGAAACCCCACAGCAGGUGCAGUUUGUGGAGAAACUCUCAGACGUGGUGAUCGGUCAGCUGCCAAACUUCUGGAAGCUGUGGAUCUCCUAUGUCAAUGGAAGUCUUUUUAGUGAGACUGGAGAGAAAUCUGGCCAGGUGGAAAAGUCCAAGAAGAACGCCAGACAGAGACAGAAUGACUUCAAAAAAAUGAUCGAGGAGCUGACAAACAGACUUGUGAAGCUUAUUCGGGGCGCUCUGCUCCCCACCACUUUACCGCAAGGAGAGCUUCGUGUUUAUGGAGGCUGGGAGGACAAGACGGAGCUGACCGGAGCCUGGUUCACGCAGAUCAUCCACACUGUCAGGGGUUGUCACGAGGCGCUGUCCACUUUGGAGAUCCCGAAUGAUUUGCUGCAAGUGAUCCAGGAUCUGCUGCUGGACCUGAGGGUCCACUGCCUGAUGGUGACUCUGCUCCACACGUCAGAAGAUGUGAAGAGGCUUGCCGAAAAGGAAGAUUGGGUUGUAGAUAAUGAGGGAAUCACCAGUCUGCCUUCAAAGUUUGAACAGUGCCUGGUCCACAUGCUGCAGUCACUGAAAGAGCCGCUGGAAAUCAAAGCAGGAGAAAUCAAUGUUCUGCAGUUAGACCAGGUCCAGGACAAGGCAGCACAGCUCAGCGUGAGCAUCAUGAAGGUUUUUAUAAACUGUUUGGAACAGCUGAGUAUGAAGGCAGAUGAAGACUUUAAUGUAUCUCACAACGUUUCAGUGGACCUAUCCUCUCCUGAUCGGUUUUCCGGCAUCCAGGACGGAUCCAUUCCGACAUCUGAGCAGCGCCUGUUGAUCAUCCUGAGUAACUGCCAAUACCUGGAACGGCACACCUUCCUGAACCUGGCCAACCACUUCGAGAAGCACGGCUUGACAGGGACAGAGAAGAUCAAUCGGGUGAGUGUAGACGCCGUUCGGGAGUUGGACGGUAAACUUUUUGAAGCUUACAUCGAGAGACGAGCCGAUCCAAUCGCCGGUUCCUUGGAGCCCGGCAUGUAUGCUGGAUACUUCGACUGGAGAGACUGCCAGACACCUGCAGGUGUAAGGAACUACCUGAAGGAAGCUCUUGUAAACAUCAUAGCCGUCCACGCUGAGGUCUUCACCGUCUCAAAGGACCUGGUUCCCCGGGUUUUGUCAAGAAUCGUGGAAUCGGUAGCGGACGAGAUGUGUCGCCUUAUGCAAUGCGUGUCAUCCUUCAGUAAGAACGGAGCCCUGCAGGCCCGACUCGAGCUCAGCGCCCUGAGAGACGCAGUGGCCGCAUACCUAAACCCUGAUAGCAACACCAGCUUCAAGCAGGCGUUGGACUCGCUGCCUCAGUUGCACAGCGGGGCUGAUAAGAAGUUACUAGAGGAGCUGCUGAACAAGUUUAAGAGCAGCAUGCAGCUCCAGCUCACCUGCUUCCAGCCUUCCAACAUCCAGCCCAUCAAGAGAUAAUCUCAGUCCACCUUCUUCUCCACUGCCCUGCAUCAUCUCGUAAUAACCUGUAUGCAGUCAUCUAAAACUGCAGCUAUUAUCUGCUCUCUUAUAGCUUUAUCAUUUACUCAUAACUGUUUUCUUUUCCUCUGUAUCACUUUCAAUUUCUGCUUUACUAUGAUAAACACAAAUGUCUGUAAAUCUAAUCUUGAAGACACUAAAUGAGUGGAUUUCAUUGUUACUGUGCAGGACAGUCCCAUCUGUGUUGGUUAUGCUAAUCAUGCCUGACCAUAAAUGAGUUCAUGUGGGGAUCUUGAGUGUUUGAGAAAACACUGGAUCAUUGGCUGGAUGCAGAGUCUCCUCUCAGACUGAACUAGUCCAAAUCAGGAUUUAUUUAAAGGAUGAAAAGUUGCUGUAGUUUACAAUGUGUGUUAAUAAAAGAAAUCUACACUCCAUAA
Poecilia reticulata (guppy) is the source of this 3318-nucleotide messenger RNA. It is a transcript of the gene exoc2, whose product is annotated as exocyst complex component 2. Gene Ontology annotation, biological process: exocytosis; Golgi to plasma membrane transport. NCBI's taxonomy places the organism in Eukaryota, Metazoa, Chordata, Actinopteri, Cyprinodontiformes, Poeciliidae. Gene Ontology annotation, cellular component: exocyst. The record is from RefSeq and is a predicted model, not a curated record.